AUUGGAUCCACCUGAGAAGUCAUCCUUCCGUUCGGUUCAACCCGAUCGGAGUACUACCAAAAAAAUGGUUUAACCCGAUCCGAGUGUUCCCUCUUUUCUCCACUGAAAUCUUGCUAGAAUUUCAUACCGAUUUCAAGAUUUCAUCUGCGAUUGAAUCCAGAAGCUGAUUUGGAGAUUUCCUUGACAUGAAUCAGCCACAUUGAUGGGAGAGGAUGAAUUGUGUGAUGUUGUUGUGUGUUUGGGAGGAGAAAUGAUUGGAGAAGUUCCUAACGUAAAGAAAUGGAUAGUUUUCUAUCCUGUUAUAUAAACUCGAAGAAAACAGUUGCUGAGGGGAGGAGAAUAGGCCUUAGCAAAAGCAAAUCAUGUGAGAACCCCACUUGUGCUGAAAUUGGCUAUUGCUGCGGCUACCUGAAACUCCCAUUUUCCAUUGAGAUUGAUAAGGCAUACCCCUUUGAUUUAAUGCAAAGAGGGAUGGUGAGGGUGCUACUGAAGAAGGAAGAUGGGACUUUAUACAAUCCAGCCAUUUCUUCAACUUCCAGUAAGGAUAUUUUUUAAAAUUUCCUUCAUGUGUCUUCAGAGCCUAAUUAUAGAGUAAUAAUUUCAUAAGAGUUGCGUAUUUGAUAUAAUACCUUUGUUAAUGAGGUGGUUAUUGAAGCUGACAGAGAUUUUUACGUGAUAGAAUGCCAUUGUGUUUGGGUGGAGUGGUAAUUAUUGUUCUGUUGCUGGUCCAGGGAUCAUCCAGGCAUGGUUGCAAUGUCAACAUUUUAUUGAUUCAACAUCCUAAAAUCAAAAUGAAAUGUAUGUUUAUUUUUGCUUGAUUCAUUGCAGGGAAACAGCUGAUGGUUCAUGUUGCAGAGUUGGUACCUAGACAUCCUGGGCGGACAAAGAAGUGGGAACCCCCAUCCACAUCAGGAGCUGGACCUUCUAAGUCUGGAAAGGGUGGAAACACUGGAUGGAACAAACUGGUUUUCUCACCAACUUUUUUGCAAAGCAUAGGCUUCUCUUCCCCUAGAGUUCAACAUCUUCAUGUGUUAAUAUUUUCUUCAGGUUAACCUCUACUUCCUUUUUAGAUAAAGUUCCGACUUCUAAGAUGACUUAUAUGAUUGUGACACAAUUGAGUGAUUAAAUCUUGAACCUUCUC
Molecule: messenger RNA, 1141 nt
Organism: Rubroshorea leprosula
Lineage: Eukaryota; Viridiplantae; Streptophyta; Magnoliopsida; Malvales; Dipterocarpaceae
Source: the annotation of a GenBank genome assembly